Chelonus insularis is the source of this 621-nucleotide messenger RNA. It is a transcript of the gene ND-B17.2, whose product is annotated as NADH dehydrogenase (ubiquinone) B17.2 subunit. The transcript has 3 exons. Gene Ontology annotation, cellular component: membrane. Gene Ontology annotation, biological process: response to oxidative stress; mitochondrial respiratory chain complex I assembly. Bases 40 to 477 code for a protein of 145 amino acids. NCBI's taxonomy places the organism in Eukaryota, Metazoa, Arthropoda, Insecta, Hymenoptera, Braconidae. The record is from RefSeq and is a predicted model, not a curated record.
CAAAAAUUUUGAGUUUGUUCUUAUUUACAUAAUGCAAAAAUGAAACCUACUCCGGGUGCAAUUAUUAAAGGUCAGUUUGAUAUAUUAGUGAAUAUAGGACGCAUUAUUAAACAAAAUGGUCCAAAUCCAAUAAAAAUUUUAUCAACAUUAUUCAGGACUGAUGAUUUAAAAUGGGGAAAUUUAGUUGGUGUCGACAAAUAUGGAAAUCGUUAUUAUGAAAAUAACUUUUAUAUUUGGGGGCAAAAUCGUUGGGUAAUUUAUGCAGAUCAUGUAGGGAUGAAUUAUGAUGGAUCACAAGUAUCGCCAGAAUGGCAUGGUUGGUUGCACUACAGAACUGAUCUAUUACCAUUCAAUGAUCCUUCUAGACCAAAUUAUAAAUGGAUGAUUGAUCAUAAAGAAAACAUGUCUGGCACGAAAGAAGCUUAUAUGCCCUACAGUACAACCAAGCCAAAAAUCGAAGCUUGGAAGCCAUCAUAGAGCUUUAAUAGUUUAAAAGAAAAUGAAUGUUAAUAAAUACUUUAUUUAUAGUAUAAGAUUCUACAAUAUUCAAUACAAAAUAUGUCAAUAUUGUAGAAAAAUACGACUUUGUGUGAAUAAAUAAGUCUUAUUAGAUUGGAUGUA